GUGUCAAAUUAGAAGUGCGGUGUAACUUUUUAAUAAAGAAAAAGCAAACAAUUUGAUGUACGAUAUACAUACGCAUGUACAUGUCGUAAAAUUAAAUAUAAACAUUUCAAACUAUUCUUUUGAUUCCAAUUCGGUUAUAGAAAUCACAAACCAAACGUGUGCACAACGAUUUAAAACGUUUCAUAUUAGGAAGUAGGACAUCUGACCUGCGGUCUCAGUCUAGAUAAGAACUUUCGUUGAGGCGGUGUGUAGUUUGCGCUUGGACCUACGCCUGCUUAGACUGGAUAUAGACAAUAGAUGAUACCGUUUCUGUCUGUGCUCGUGUUAGCGGGAUGUCUAUUUCCCGGAUCCAUAGGGGACACCUACUGCACCGUAGACGAUGACACACCUGUGUUCAGCGCCCCUGAUCUCGGCUCUAGAGUUGUCACACUGGUCGAGAGAAACACGUGUUUCAAUGGUGACAUGGAAGGGGAAUGGCUAGUCCUUCAAGAUAAUCCAAUUCAUUACAUACAUGGCUACACAGUAAACGAGGAUACUGAAUCAGGCGCUGAUAUAAACGGGUAUCAAGAAUAUGAUCCUUGGUAUAAACAAAGUGUUCGUUCAAGAUGCGUGGAUGUCGAAGGAAUAAACACCUGCGCUGGCGCACGAUCGAUUCCCAAUAACAGACAAGAAAAACGAUUUCUAACGGGUGAUGCAAAAUGGAUACAGUGGACAUCAUGGUCUGAAUGUGACUCCACUGCAUGUAAUGUCGAGGGAACGAGGAAUCGUACACGACAGUGCUUUGUACUGACCCCAAAUGUCCAAGCGAAUUGCAAUGGCGGUGACACGAUAGAAUCCCAGAGGUGCACAAAACCCUGUAUCGUGCCUUGUUCCGACAGCUAUACGUGGUCGCUAUGGCAUGACUGUAACAAAGCUUGUGAUGGUAUUACAACGAGGACGGGAAUAUGUCAGAAUGGCACUGUAAAUGUCACCAUUUCAGAGGAAAAAAAUUGUACCCGUGACUUAUGCCCAGUUGAUGGAGCGUGGUCCGAAUGGGGGACAUGGGGUGAUUGUUCAACAAAUGUGAGCCUGGUACAAGGAUUUCGUUUCAGAUACCAUCAGUGUUUACCGACCAAUCGACAUGGUGGAGCUGAUUGUCAGGGGAAAACAUUUGAGACUGGCAUGUGCAUGGGAUCUGAUUGGGAAGAAUGGGGUCAAUGGACUAAAUGUUUGAGUACAAAUUGCUCGAAAGGUACAACAUUAAGAAUGCGAUAUUGCAAAAUCCAAAACUGUACUGGCGCUCCAUACGAAGAAAAAGAUUGCUAUCUCAAAGAUUGUCCAAUUAAUGGCGCCUGGGGAGCCUGGGAGGGCUGGACUUUCUGCAAAUGUGACGGCUUACGUGUACGAUAUCGCCAUUGUGACAGCCCGCCUCCCACAAACGGUGGACAGGAUUGCCAGGAUAGCCGAUACGAAGUGGGAGUGUGCAACAAGACAAGCAAUUGUUCAGUUGACGGUAGCUGGGGAGCUUGGGAGGGCUGGUCAGUCUGCUACUGUAACGGAUUUCGUCCGCGAUAUCGCAAAUGUGACAGUCCGCCUCCCUUGACUGGCGGACAGUAUUGCAACGGUUCUGAUUUCGAAGUGGGUUUGUGCAAUCGAACAAGCAACACUAACUGUCCCGUUGAUGGAAAGUGGACUGACUGGUCAGCGUGGUCAACUUGCUCUGUAAGCUGCGAGAAUGGAACUCAAUCUCGAAACCGGAACUGUACUAACCCACCGCAAGCAUAUGAAGGAAAAGAUUGUGGUUCAGAUGACAGCGCGUUUCAGAAUUGCAGUAUCUCGAUACCUUGUCCAGUUUCUGGUGGUUGGUCUACGUGGAGUGACUGGUCGAGCUGCUCUGCCACGUGUCAGGCGCCGGGUCUGCAGUACCGUAACAGGUCAUGUGACAAUCCACCUCCUGACAUCGAUGGACAGAACUGUACUGGCGAUGUAGGAGAAACACACAACUGCAAUGGAUUAGGUGCCUGUCCCGUUGCUGGUGGUUGGUCCACGUGGAGUAACUGGUCUAUCUGCUCCGCCACGUGUCAAGCGACGGGUAUGCAGUAUCGUAACAGAUCAUGUGACAGUCCAACUCCUGAAAACGGUGGACAAAAUUGCACUGGCGACGUAGAAGGCAUAAGGAACUGCAAUGGCACAGGACCUUGUCCCGUCGAUGGCGGCUACUCUAAUUGGCUGCAGUGGUACGAUUGCUCUGCAACAUGCGAUGGAGGAGUCAAAUAUCGUUCUCGUGAAUGUAACAACCCACAUCCCCAGAACGGGGGUAGCAAUUGCAGUGUCCUCGGAAAGAGCACUGAUGAGCCAAUAGUCUGCAAUAUACAACCGUGUCCUGUUGACGGGAACUGGGGAUUGUGGUCGAACUGGAGUGGAUGCGACGUGACCUGUGGUAACGGCACGAGGACCAGAGACAGACUGUGUGAGGGGAUUAAAUACGAUGGAAAGAACUGCUCUGGAAAUGCGCUUCAAACUGGAGCUUGCCAUGUAGUGGUCUGUCCAGUCGAUGGCGCCUGGGGACAGUGGGCAGAAUGGAACGUAUGUAACUGUAACAACACACAGCCACGUGUCCGGAAGUGUGACAGUCCAGCACCGGUAGGGUCAGGUCAGCAGUGUUUAGGAUCGCCAUGGGAUACCAAAGUCUGUGCAAACAAACCAACAACGUGUCCUGUGGAUGGCAAGUGGGGAAGUUGGUAUCCUUGGAGUGAAUGCUCUACGACCUGUGGUCCUGGUGAAAUGUUACGGCUCAGGUUAUGCAACAACCCGCGCCCACAAUAUGGGGGUCUUUAUUGUGAUGUUCAUGAGAAGGGGGAGACGGAGCUUAAGGGGUGUCAAGGACCGCCCUGUCCAAUCAACGGGAGCUGGUCAGACUGGAGCGCGUGGGCCAAGUGCAGUGUCACGUGUGGAAUUGGUUCCCACUCCAGGAACAGGUCAUGCGACAACCCUGCACCCGCCCACGGUGGAGUUGACUGUGCAGACAACGACAAUGAAACUGAGAGCUGCACAAUUAAACCUUGUCCAAUUGACGGCAGCUGGUCCGGGUGGAGCGUUUGGUCUUUCUGCGAUGUAAAGUGCGCUAACGGAACCCGAAAUAGACACCGUACCUGUGAUAGCCCUGCUCCUAAAUAUGGCGGGCAGCCGUGCAAUGAGACAGCGGAUCAGUUCGAGACAUGUCAGGAGAAACCUUGUCCUAUUGACGGUAUGUGGUCGAGUUGGCUGUCCUGGACGUCGUGUUCCGUCACGUGUCUAAAUGGUAUCCGAUCUCGUAACCGCCUCUGUGACUCGCCGGCCCCGCAACAUGGAGGCAGCGACUGUACAGGACAAUAUAACGGCACUGAGACGUGUACACCGCGUGACAACUGCGAUGUUGAUGGCGGUUGGACAGAGUGGGGCCUUUGGAGUUUGUGUGAUGUUACGUGUGCAACCGGACACCACAUCAGGUACAGACUAUGUGAAAAUCCGACGCCAGAAAACUUUGGCAAGUACUGUGAAGGACCUGAAAACGAAUUAGCGGAAUGCUUCGACAAGCCUUGUCCAAUUGACGGUGGAUUUGGUGCCUGGAUGGCGUGGGGUUCGUGUUUUCCUUCCACUGGUUAUGGACUUAAGACGCGUUCACGUGUCUGUAACAACCCACAACCAAAUUAUGGAGGCCGAAACUGUCAAGGAAAUUACACAGAACAACUCCAGUGUUGUGACAGCGACUGUCCAGUGGAUGGUGAUUGGUCCGACUGGUCUACCUGGUCCGACUGUCCUGCUGACUCCGUUGUUAACACGAACAAGUCUAGAACACGCACCUGUUCCAUGCCUCCUCCACAGUUUGGUGGAGCCAAUUGUACCGGAGAUAGCGUAGAAACGGACUGCUGUCCAGUCAAUGGCGGCUUCGGUGCAUGGACAGACUGGUCGGUGUGCAGUGGCAACUGUACAGACGCACACAGGGAGAGAGUUCGUCACUGUAAUAACCCCAGACCUUUAUGUGGUGGUAGAUACUGUGGGCCUGGAAAAGAAGUGGACCAUACUUGUAUACCUGAUCGCUGCACAACAACAACAACAACAACAACAACAACAACAGCUUCACCAUCAGCAGGGUCACCAGCAAUCAUAGCAUCAAACAUGACAGAAGCAAUAACACCAACCACUACAAUUGCUUCGACGUCAGGACUAAUACCGGCAGUUACAUCAGCAGCAUCUGUGACCACAACAACAGCAACUCAAUUAUCAACUUCGACAACACAAGUUACUGCAGGUAAUUCUCCAACUGAUGUAUUGUCAUCUACGAGUAGUCCAGUCAAUAGUGCAACAACGUCUACGGCAGGUUCAAACAACGAUGACGGCGGCACAUCAAAAACAACUACAGGUAGUUUACCAAUCAACUCAACUGCGAUUAGUCCAACCGAGACUUCAACCGCUACUACAACAUUACCUCCAACAACUACUACAACAGGACCCAGCGGCAUAUCGGAAACGACAACAGGUAGUUUACCAAUCAACUCAACUGCGAUUAGUCCAACCGAGACUUCAACCGCUACUACAACAUUACCUCCAACAACUACUACAACAGGACCCAGCGGCAUAUCGGAAACGACAACAGGUAGUUUACCAAUCAACUCAACUGUGAGUAGUCCAACCGAGGCUUUAACCGCUACUUCAACAUUAACUCUAACAACUACUACAACAGGACCCAGCGGCAUAUCGGAAACGACAACAGGCACUGCCGUCCGCCCAACAGCGGCUGCACAUCCUAUCCAGUGCACAUUGUGUAAGGUCAACCCGCAGCUGUGCUUUGUCCUCACUAAGGUGGAGAUGUGCCCUGACUCCUACUGCAUCAAUGAAGUCACAAACAAGGAAGACGGCUCCAAAUGGGUUGACAGAAGAUGUGGCACUUAUGACGAGUGUGAGAACGACUGGUGGCACAGCACAAGUGAUGAUCCAGACUGUCAGGACUACAAACCAGACCAGAACACGAUGAAGGACAUCCACUGUACCUACUGCUGUACCACGGACAACUGUAACAGGGAUAUCAAGCCUGCUCAAGACACCCUCUACACGCAUCCCAAGAAAUAGACAAGCAACUUAUUCGUUUUUCUCGAAUGUUGCUUAUGUUCAUCGUUUGCGUGUUCAUAGCGCAAUAAAAACUAGGCUUGUU
This is a messenger RNA of Dreissena polymorpha, 5170 nucleotides long. Its product is annotated as A disintegrin and metalloproteinase with thrombospondin motifs adt-1-like. NCBI's taxonomy places the organism in Eukaryota, Metazoa, Mollusca, Bivalvia, Myida, Dreissenidae. The record is from RefSeq and is a predicted model, not a curated record. The transcript has 33 exons. The coding region runs from base 298 to 5088 and encodes 1596 amino acids.